This is a messenger RNA of Chara braunii, 1058 nucleotides long. NCBI's taxonomy places the organism in Eukaryota, Viridiplantae, Streptophyta, Charophyceae, Charales, Characeae. The record is from the annotation of a GenBank genome assembly.
CGAUAUAAGCGUUACCUGAUAGUCGACAUGGGAUACCUGGGUUACGUAGAGAUUGAAGUUGUUUGCGCUGCCUCACCGUGGUGCCCAACAUGCAGGAAAUAUUUCCACUCGGAGGGCGAUCCCGAGUGCACGGCGAAAAACAAGAAAUCAUACCUUAGUGCAGCCAAGUCCAGCACUCGCAAACAAGAGCCAAAAGGUAGAAAGCAGGGAGGAGGCGACGGGACAGGAACGGGGACAGGGGGCGGAGGAGAGGGAGGUCCGAGAGGAAAAACAGGCGGCAACAAGGAGAGAGAGAUUGGGAAGGAUGGAGGAUCGAAAAAUGGAACAGGGACGGAGGGUAAGGUGGGAGGAGAUGGGAGCGCCACUCAGGACAAAGGGAAGGAGGGAAGACCUGGGAAAGAGAAAAACGGAACCCGAGGGGAGAAGACAGGGAAAGAGAAAAAGGGGUCGGAGGUUAAGGACGAUGCAAGCGGAAACAGGAAGGAGAACGGGACAGACGAAGAGGAGAAGGGAAAGGACCGAAAUGCGGAAAAGGACAAGAUGGAAAAAGAAAAUGGUCCAAUGGUGGGCAAGGGAGGAGGGAAUCCCGAGGAGGAUGGAGGAUUGAGAAAGAAGGAGGAGAAGAAGAGGGAAGAAGGAAAGGGAGACCAGAGUAAGGAGGUCUCAGACGACACUCCCCAAGCCUCGACCAGAUGGGAGAGAAAACCACUCCGAAGUCGCAUCGGGCGACAAAGUGCAUGUUGCUCCACUGCUGAUUAGAGAUAAAGAAACGGGAACAGAUAACAUGGAUGAAGAUGUAACAAUAAUUAGAGAAAAGAGAAAUCGGGAAGAUAGAGAUGAACGUUCCUAACAUUCGGAUAUCGAUACAGACGUAGGAAAAACUUUAGUUCUAUAUGACAGAGACCGCGCCCUUAAGGCAAAAGAUGCCUCUCUCUCCCCCCUCCCCUCUUCCUCCUCUUCAGAAGGGGAAGAUGACGAGGACAGGGAAGUGGGUUUGCUGCCCCUAUUCGGAGACUCGCAAGAUCUCUCUCACCUAGGAAUCAAAACAUAUUCUAAUC